Molecule: messenger RNA, 444 nt
Organism: Diaporthe citri
Lineage: Eukaryota; Fungi; Ascomycota; Sordariomycetes; Diaporthales; Diaporthaceae
Exons: 2
Coding region: 1-444 (147 amino acids)
Source: RefSeq, a predicted model, not a curated record
AUGAAGCCUUCCACUCUACUCCUCUCCAUCCUGCCUCUGGCAAUUGCGGCCCCGCUCGCGGAGCCCGAGCCCGUCGCCGACAUCGAAGCUCGUCAAAAGUACAGCUCGUACGGUGACAAGAACGGUGGCUACGGAACCUACUUGCCUACUAAUACACGAGUCCGUAUAGCAACAACUACGGGGGCCCUCCUCCUCCUCCUCCCCCCCGCCCCCCCUCCACCACCAAAGCCUGUUCCUCCUCCUCCUCCACCACCCCCACCUCCACCUCCUCCCAAGGUUGUCCUGCCGCCGCCUCCUCCCCCGCCUCCCCCGCCGCCACCGCCCAAGGCUGGUUACGGCUCAUACGGCGACAAGAACGGAGGCUACGGCAAAUACGGCAGCUACGGCGCCUACAAGAAGGACUUGACCGAUGUCCUCGCCGCAGCCGCCUACUACCUGGAGUGA